GUUAUAAAGCUGGUGCCAGGGCAGAGGCAGCUGUCCUCCUCGGGAGCCUGCCACGGUCCCCAGCACCGCAGCCAUGUCCACCCACCGCCUGGUGAUGGUCCGGCACGGCGAGAGCACCUGGAACCAGGAGAACCGCUUCUGCGGCUGGUUCGACGCGGAGCUGAGUGAGAAGGGGGCCGAGGAGGCCAGGCGGGGGGCCCAGGCCGUCAAGGAUGCCAAGAUGGAGUUUGACAUCUGCUACACGUCGGUGCUGAAGCGUGCUCUUGAGAACUUGUAUGGGCAGGUGCAGGGGCUCCUGGAAGAUUUUGGACAGGAGAUCUGGAGGCGCUCCUUCGACAUCCCGCCUCCCCCCAUGGACGAGAAGCACCCUUACUACAGCAUCAUCAGCAAGGAGCGCCGGUACGCAGGCCUGAAGCCUGGGGAGCUGCCCACCUGUGAGAGCCUCAAGGACACCAUCGCCCGGGCCCUGCCCUUCUGGAAUGAGGAGAUCGCCCCCCAGAUCAAGGCCGGCAAGCGGGUGCUCAUCGCUGCACAUGGGAACAGCCUGCGGGGCAUCGUCAAGCACCUGGAAGGGAUGUCGGAACAGGCGGUCAUGGAGCUGAACCUGCCCACGGGGAUCCCCAUUGUGUACGAGCUGGACCACGCCCUGAAGCCCACCAAGCCCAUGCGGUUCCUGGGCGACGAGGAGACCGUUCGCAAGGCCAUGGAGGCUGUGGCUGCCCAGGGCAAGGCCAAGUGAAGCGUCUGCUCUGGCAAUAAAGGCAUCUCCCCCA
Myotis davidii is the source of this 773-nucleotide messenger RNA. It is a transcript of the gene PGAM2, whose product is annotated as phosphoglycerate mutase 2. Gene Ontology annotation, molecular function: intramolecular phosphotransferase activity. The record is from RefSeq and is a predicted model, not a curated record. NCBI's taxonomy places the organism in Eukaryota, Metazoa, Chordata, Mammalia, Chiroptera, Vespertilionidae. Gene Ontology annotation, biological process: glycolytic process.